AUGAAUAGCCUUGAGCUAAAUCUUCAUGCAAUAAUACUAGAUGAACUAUCAAAUGUUUUAGGUACUGAUCCAGAAACUACCAAAGAAGAAGUUUCACAGUUAAUCAAAAGAUGUUUGCCAAUGAUGCCAAUGAUAAAUAAGGAUGAAGUAGAAAGUGAAAAUUUGGAUUUUAAAGCUGGUUUGAUGACAAAAGCGCUCUUUCAAGAUGUUUCUGCAUUAGCUUUUUUUGCAUCAAUUACUACAAAUGAGUCCUAUGUUGAUGAGAUUCUUCCAAUUCUUUUGAAUUAUUUAAAAAAUCUUGCUAGAUUUUCAUAUGAGGAAAAUCUAACCUGGAAAGAUUAUUCAUUACCUGAGCAACUUUCAUAUAAUCUUACACAUGAAUUAUUUGUUAUUUGCAGUAAACAAAAAUCAAAAUGUGAACUAAUUACUAAAGAAGUAUUCUCUCUUCUUGGAAAGUUGGGCGCAGAGUUAAAGACUCAAAAUGCUGAACAUGUAUGUACUAUUGUUAUACCAAUAUUAAAUGGUUUGUUACGUUCAAUUGAAAGUUCACAUCAUCCAUGGCAUUUUCAAGACUUUGAAUAUUUCGCCCAUCAAACUCAAACCAUAAUUGACAAUGAUACUUUACAAGAAGUUCAACAGAUUAUAGAAACAAUAUUAAAAUCUUCAGAAUCACAUCACAUAUAUGUAAAAAGGUUUUUAUCAAGAUAUCAGAAUCAAGGAUUUCCAAUUUCUGGCAAUGGACUGUUAUAUUAUGUAACUAAAUUAUUGAAAAGUGUAUUGGCACGUUCAAUGUUUACUGAGAAAUAUACUGAAUAUACAAUGGCUUUAAUGUCAUUCAAUGAUAUAUGGAGCAUAUUAAUAAAUCAAAAAGCUGAAAAUCAUUUACCUAUUGCUGAUUAUGUUAAAAAAACAUUAAGAAGAAUCUAUGUAAUGUCAUUACAAUAUUUUUCUGAGUUAAAAGAUUUAUUAGAUAAUUUGGUGGCUCAAGAUAAUGAUUGUCUGCCAUCUUUGUAUGCAAGAGAAAUUAUGGCUGUUAGCUUAGAUUUAGCAGCAUUAGCAAGCAUUUGUCUCAUUGAAUUUGAUGAUGAAUUAAUUAGUAAACUCACCUCCUCAUUAUUUAAUGUUCCACAGACUCCAGAUGUAAAAGUUCAAGUGGCAGCACUUGAUGCAGCAACAUUUCUUGCUUUAAAUUUUCCACAGACUACAUUAAAUAUGAUUCAAUUAGUCCGAAAAUUUUUAAUAACUCCAUCAACUAUAUUUGAAUUGGCAGUAACUGUUGAUAAAAAUCUUACAAUUCUUGAAUAUGCAAUUGUUCGUCUAGCUCAUUGUCUUAAGGCUGUUGAUGGUGAUACAUCUAGAUCUGUAAUUUACAACCUUUUGACAUUACUUCAAUCGGGUGGUCAUGAUUUAUCGCCAGUAUCUUCAAAAAAUUCACUCACUCCAGUUUCUACUCUUGCCUCAGACACCAUUUCAGUCUAUAGUUCUAUUAGUAGCACCUCACAUACUGAAGAACAACGUCAACAAAUCUUUGAAAACAUUGUCUGUACAGUUACUGGAAUUGCUGCUUUAGCUGUUUCAAUGUUAGGUUAUCGUUUACGUAAUCAUACUCCUGCUUUAGAUGCCCUUAUCCUUGAAAAAUUUGUUGAUAUUGCUCUAAUAUCAUCUGAAAAAAUUUUUACUGAAAUUGUAAGAAAAUUUAAUGAUAUUAGUCAUGAAUCUCUUUCUCCUGAAAACAAAAUGGUUACUACUGCAGUCCUUAAAUGUCAAAUGGAUUUAGCUAGUAGAAUAAAGUCACGUCCUGAAUUCUAUAGAAUAUUUUUAAAUAAAAUUUUAACAUUAUUUGUUGAUAAAGGUGUAGUGAUUCAACAGAUCAUUGCAAAAAAUGGUAGAUUUCAGAUUACUUCUUUAGCAGGAGAAAUUGGAAUUCUACUUCCUGUACUUAAAACUCUACUAUCACAUGAUGACUUCAAAGUGCAUUUGAAUGUUUCUAAAGAAUUGGUUGAACUUUUCCGAAAUUUGUGGUUUCACUGUGUCUUAUAUGGCUUUGUUUCAGAAGCUGAUGCAUGGAUACGUGAAUGGCGUGAUUCCUUGGUUCUAAUUGCACAAAAAACACCACCAUUGGUCCAAGAAGGUGCAACAAAUUAUCUUGAAAGUGAUUUAGAAUAUAACUCAGUAUUACGUCGUGGAAAUUCUGACCAGGAUCUUGCAAAUCUACGUUCAUCACUAUCAUCCUAUCUUCCAAACCAUGCUUCUGAAAUAAAAUAUUUUUCCUUUGCAGAAAUCACUUUUUUGCUUUCAGUAUAUCAUAUAGAAAUAAUGAGAAGCCAAUCAGGUCAAUGUUCUUUUAUUCACAGAUAUCUUGUUAAUCAAGGAGUGAAUACAAGCAAGUUGGUUGGUUGUAUGGAAGAAAUUGGAAACCAAGUAAUGGAUGUCUUUAUUAAUGAAUGUUCCAAAAGAGUAAUUUCGCAUACAAUCAAUGAGAAUGUAUACACACAAGUUCGUAACCUAAUGAUUGUAAUUUGUCAUCGUCUCAGUAAGGUUCAUCAACUGGCUGUUAAACAACUUGACAAGCUGAUUAUUGAGCUUCCUUCUUUAUUAUGCAACAAAAAGUUAUUAUAUUUAUUGUUGGAAUUAGUUGAAUUAAUCUGGCAAAGUUGUGAGAAUGAAUAUACAAGUGAGUAUUCACCAGAAUACAAGUUUUCAUCUCCAAAGGUUGGAGUGACACUUGACAUCCCUGAUUCUUAUAAUUAUCGAAGAGAAAUGUUAUCUAGUUUAUGUGAAUAUGGCAGAAAAUGGAUUUUAUUGGCAAUGAUGCAAACACCGUCAGAAAUUAGAAUAUUACUUCAGGAUUAUCUUGCAGAAGUAGAUCUAUGCUACUCGGAAAAUGUGGUACACAUGGGUAGAUCAAUUGCAAUUGAUGUUGCAAAAACGUCUUCAAAGGCUGAUCGUGAAAUAUUUCCUUAUGUUCUGAAUACAGCUACAGACAAUAUAUCUGAGUUUAUGAAAGAUUAUACUUCUCAACGAUAUUAUUCUGGGCAAAUAAUAGGUGCACAACAUUGGUUGACAUUACAAGCAAAUGAAGGUGAAAAUCUUGAAAAAUUACCCAUUAAGAUUGUAGAAAAUGUUUUGGAAAAACAGAGUCAAAAGAUAAAGAAUUCAUUGGCUAACCUUGAAAAAAAAAUUAAUGAUGGUGCACAUGUUUCUUUGAAGGAACUAAAUCAUUUGAUGCAUUUAGCUUCCAAUAUAAUUAUUGAAUUACCAAAGGCAGAUGAAGAUCUUAUUCAUUAUUUAAUUUGGAUUCCUAUAUAUAUUUUCACACCUGAUUCUCUUAAACUUGCUAAAUCUGUCUGGAGUUGGGUAAUUAAUGAGAGAUCAUCUUUCGAGAAAAAAAUCAUGGUAGAAAUUAUGAAUGGAUGGGUUUGGGCAAUGAAACAUCACAAAGGAUUAUUUUCUCCUUUAAUAAAGGGUCCAUUUGUAAAUAAAAUGCAAUAUGCACCUUCUGACAAGGCCACACAGGAAAAAACCAAUAAAAUUGCAAGGAAUUUAUUCAGUCCACAUCUUAUCUGGAUAAAUUUCUUGGCUGAUCGUUUCCAAGCCUUUCAUUAUAGAAGUACUGAAUUAGUACAGCUUUAUAUCAGACUUUUUCUAAAAACAUUAAAUGCAUCCAGCACUUUGAGCAAUCAUACUCUAUCACUUGAAGGAAGACUACAAAUUCUUAUUAACGGGUUUAAAUUAAUACAAUCUCAUCAAUUGGAGGCAUCAACUGAAUAUAUUUUUCGUAGAAGCCUUUUUGGUUCAGCUUUUAAUUGGUUUUCUUUGCCACCAAGAUGGCCUUAUGGUGGUAAUAAAAGAUGCAUGAUUAUAGAAUAUAAACUUUUAAUUGAAUUAUACAAAUUGGUGGAGAUUGAUAAACCUGAAUUAAAUGAAAUUUUAUCAGCUAUACCAAAAAAAUAUUUACAAUACAAUUUAUCAAAUAUCUCAACCUCUCUGAUAGUAAAUGGUGACAAAACUAAAGAUGAAAUACUGAAAAUAUUUUCAAAAUCUAAGAAACUUUUACUUGUACUGCUUGAAAGUGAAAUUGCUAAUUUUGCAACUUGGAUAAAUCCAUUAAAUAUUCCAAGCACUAAUAAAGAAUCAAUUUCACCUAAUGUUCUUUCAGACGAUUCUUGGCAAGGUGUUGUCCAACAUGCAUGGUCAAUUUCACCACGAUUAGCGAUCCAAUUGGCCAAUCGUUUCAAGCAAGUUGUGAUUCAAUCAGAAUUACAAAAGAUAAUGGCAAGUAAAAUUAUUGAAGCAGUCAAUAUAUCUGAAGCAUUGCCUUUAUUGCUUGGUGAUAAAUUGAACCAGAAUGUUCUACCACAAUUAAAAUACUUAUUAUAUUGGGCACCUGUUCCCCCAAUUACGGCAAUCACAUAUUUUUCACCUGCUUUUAACAAUAAUCCCUUAAUAUUGCAAUAUGCAAUGCGGGCUUUAGAGUAUCAUCCAGUUGAUGUAGUAUUUUUUUAUAUACCACAAAUUGUACAAGCAUUACGAAAUGAUUUUUUAGAUUCAAUAAAACCAACAUUAGAACGUAUUAUAAAAAACAUUACUGAUUCUUUAUCUGGUAAAGAUAAAGAAUUUUAUGAACGUGAAUUUACUUUCUUCAAUAAUGUAACAUCAAUAUCAGGGAAAUUAAAACCAUUUAUUAAAAAAUCCAAGCCCGAAAAAAAGAAAAAGAUUGAUGAAGAAAUGGCCAAGAUUAAGGUAGACGUAGGUGUAUAUUUACCAAGUAAUCCAGAAGGAAAAGUAAUUGAUAUUGAUUACACAUCAGGACGACCAUUGCAAAGUCAUGCAAAGGCACCGUUUAUGGCAACAUUCAAAAUCAGAAAAACAAGACAUGAUUCUGAGGAAGUUAAGGAAGCAUUAAUUCAUACUGAUAGCAAAAAUGAAGAACAAACAAUAGAUGUCUGGCAAUCGGCCAUUUUUAAAGUUGGUGAUGAUUGUAGACAAGAUGUGUUGGCUUUACAGUUAAUAGCCAUAUUUAAAAACAUAUUUACAAGUGUAGGACUAGAUUUAUAUCUUUUUCCAUACAGAGUUGUUGCAACAGCUCCAGGGUGUGGAGUUAUUGAUGUUAUACCUAACUCAAUAUCAAGAGAUCAAUUAGGUCGAGAAAAGGUUAAUAGCCUUUAUGAUUAUUUCCUUACUCGAUAUGGUGGUUUAGACUCUAUUUCAUUUCAAAAGGCAAGAAAUUGUUUUAUCCAAAGUGCAGCAGCCUAUUCUGUUGUUUCAUUUCUUUUGCAGAUUAAAGAUCGCCAUAACGGAAAUAUAAUGUUAGAUGAUGAAGGUCAUAUAAUACAUAUUGAUUUUGGAUUUAUCCUUGACAUUGCACCAGGUGGUAUUACAUUUGAAAGUUCACCAUUUAAACUUACAACAGAAAUGAUCCAAGUAAUGGGUGGUGGUACAGAAGAACAACCAUUUAAAUGGUUUUCUGAAUUAUGUAUUAAAGCAUAUUUGUCAUCAAGACCAUAUGCUGAACAGAUAAUGCAGUGUGUUGGCUUAAUGCUUAGCUCAGGACUCCCUUGUUUUAGAGGUGAAACAUUAAAAAGAUUAUGUGAUAGAUUCCAAUUGGAUCGAAAUGAGCGUCGUGCUGCAGAUUUUAUGAUUGAAAAGAUCAAUCAAUCAUUUGGAAAUAAAAGAACAGUUUGGUAUGAUAGUUUCCAGAAAGCCACGAAUGGAAUUCCAUAUUAA
Messenger RNA from Entrophospora candida, 5727 nucleotides. The record is from the annotation of a GenBank genome assembly. NCBI's taxonomy places the organism in Eukaryota, Fungi, Glomeromycota, Glomeromycetes, Entrophosporales, Entrophosporaceae.